AUGAAGACAGUAAAGGCUGCUCGCGAGCGCGGGGUUGAAAUGAGCAUCGCCAUGCGCGAACGCGAGAUCGCUGCUCUGGAGCGGGAGAAGAAUGAGCUGCAGUCCUUCAUGGCCUCCGCGAAACCGCGAGGGUGCGAGGACCAGCUGCUCGCUUCUUUUCCCGUGCUCGACUACUGCGGCAGGAGGCCGCGAAAGUCAAUCAAAAGCAUUUCAGUGGAGCAGUACGGCAACAUCAUGAUUCAGCUGGAUAUUGCAAAGAAGGCAAUCGAUUCUCAGAAUCAGAAGGACCGCGCCGAUGUCCAACUGCUGAACCGCCUAAUUCGUGAGCAGGAGAAGGAGCACAAGAUGUUCCUGCAGAAGACGAAGAAGAUAAGUGAAAAAGCUGGUAUUAACCUCAAGUGGUUCACAGAUCGUCAGUGUGCUGACGCCAUGAGGUUGCAGGAUUACAAGACGGAAGUCUCUCUUGCAGAGCUGGAGGCGCGCAAGCGCCUCGUUGAGCACGAAGUCAAGGCAGCCAAGGCCAUUGUAGAAAGGAAGGGUGCUGCCAUCAUAACGCUUACCAACCUUGUGGAAAAGCGCCGCUCCACCAUCGACGAAGUAGAUGCUUUGUACAACCAAAUUCGUGUUGUAGACCGCGAUACAAUCAUUGCGAAGGAGGAGUUGGAGCGUCUGAAUGCUGAUAUGCAGGACGCGGACGCUUGGCUUGAGGCGCGGCCGAAUCCGUCCGAGUCGCUGGCGCGCAAAAUAAUUGAUGAGGACUACACCGUGAUCAAGGGGGAGAAGGAACAGACCGUGAAUGAGCAGCGCGUUCCGCAGGAGCGCGUCAUCAAGGCGCAGGACUACCGCAUCGCGCAGCUGGAGGAGCGCGCGAAGGUUGUUGAAAAGGCGCUCAAGAGCAACGGACUUUCUCACGAAGUCGACAGGAUUGUGGCGCUCGGCUCGUCGCUGGGCGAGCUGGAAGUGCCGGAGAGCCAGGAGGAGCUCUACGACAUUGAGAAGAUCAUACCAGCCCAGGAACAGAUUCACCCUGGCAUCUACAAUCUGCUGCUCACUGAGAAGGAGAGGGCGGCGCGCACUGUCAGCAUUCUCACUAUUUCUGCCAAGGAGAAAGAGGAGGUCACUGCCGAGCUCACGACCCGGCUAGAGCGGUUGGCUGGGGAGUGCACUGCGGCGAUCCAGGAGCUGGAUAACUGCGCGUCGGAGUUGGUGGCAUCCCAGGAACAGCAGCGUGUGCAGGCACUUAAGUGGGUGCGUGAGGAGCGUAAACGCUGCCUUAGGCUCUUCCAUGAGACAGAACUCUUUGCAAAGAGCACAAAAGAGGGCUCGUAG
This is a messenger RNA of Leishmania braziliensis MHOM/BR/75/M2904, 1329 nucleotides long. RefSeq lists its product as hypothetical. The coding region runs from base 1 to 1329 and encodes 442 amino acids. The transcript has a single exon. The record is from RefSeq and is a predicted model, not a curated record. NCBI's taxonomy places the organism in Eukaryota, Euglenozoa, Kinetoplastea, Trypanosomatida, Trypanosomatidae.